Molecule: messenger RNA, 953 nt
Organism: Peromyscus leucopus (white-footed mouse)
Lineage: Eukaryota; Metazoa; Chordata; Mammalia; Rodentia; Cricetidae
Product: cathepsin B-like
Exons: 8
Coding region: 55-915 (286 amino acids)
Biological process (GO): regulation of catalytic activity
Cellular component (GO): lysosome
Molecular function (GO): cysteine-type endopeptidase activity
Source: RefSeq, a predicted model, not a curated record
UGUUUUGAUGCCACCUCUGUGCUUUCUAGGUGGGUGCAGGAUCCAGCUUCCAGAAUGUGGUGGUCCUUGGUCCCUCUGUCUUGCCUGCUGGCACUGGCGAGUGCCCACAGCAAACCUUCCUUCCAUCCACUGUCAGAUGACCUGAUCAACUAUAUCAACAAGCAGAAUACGACAUGGCAGGCUGGACGAAACUUCUACAAUGUUGACGUAAGCUAUCUGAAGAGGCUGUGUGGUACCAUCCUGGGUGGACCCAAGCUGCCUGAAAGGGUUGGGUUCGCUGAGGACAUGGAUCUACCUGAAACUUUUGAUGCACGGGAACAGUGGCCCAACUGCCCAACCAUCAAACAGAUUAGAGACCAGGGGUCCUGCGGCUCUUGUUGGGCAUUUGGAGCAGCAGAAGCCAUGUCUGACCGGCUCUGCAUCCACACCCAUGGCCACGUCAAUGUGGAGGUGUCUGCUGAGGACCUGCUUACCUGCUGUGGUUUCCAGUGUGGGGAUGGCUGUAACGGUGGCUAUCCCUCCGGAGCCUGGAACUUCUGGGUUAAGAAAGGCCUGGUGUCUGGUGGGCUCUACAAUUCCCACGUAGGCUGCUUACCGUACACCAUACCUCCCUGCGAACACCAUGUCAAUGGCUCCCGACCCCAGUGCAGUGGAGAGGGAGACACUCCCAAGUGUACCAAGAGCUGCGAGCCUGGCUAUUCCCCAUCCUACCAAAAAGAUAAGCACUACGGGUACACUUCCUACAGCGUGUCUAACAACGAGAAGGAGAUCAUGGCGGAAAUCUACAAAAAUGGCCCAGUGGAGGGUGCCUUCACUGUGUUUUCAGACUUCUUGACUUACAAAUCAGGCGUAUACAAGCAUGAGGCCGGUGACAUGAUGGGUGGUCACGCCAUCCGCAUCCUGGCUGGGGAGUAGAGAACGAAGUCCCCUACUGGCUGGUAGCCAACUCUUGA